AGACUCCCACCUGCUCCAGCAUGCUUUCACUUCCCCGGCUCCUCAGCUCCAUCGCGGCGGGAUCCACUCUGCGGUGCGCAGAGGUGAAGCGGUCAGAGGACUCAGGCUCAGCAGCGCACGCACUGGCUAGGGCAGCCACCCGCCAAGACACCCAGUUCGGGGGGGGGGGGGGGGCGUGGCCACCCGAGGGACUGGCCGUGGGCUCGGGCAGCCCUAACGUCACGACCGCCCCCCACCCAAGGUAUUUACCUUCGAAAAGUAGUGGCGGCUGCAGGUACCGGAAGAGUAGGGCGACCGGGUAGGGCUAGGUCUACUGGGGCUCACGCCAAAGUCCAAGGGAUGCCUCAGCUCCUAUUCCCUCUUCCCAUACCCCAUAGAUCAGUGGGUCUUCCUUCCUCACAAGCCCUUCCCUAUAGGAUUAACUCUACCUCAUCUCUACCUCUAAUUAAAACCUUACUUUAGAGAAUUUGAGUACCCAAAUUUUGAGCUCAAAAUACCAUCUCAUCCCUGAGUACUCAUCUUCAACGCUAAUAGCUCACUUUCCAAUCCCGCGCCUCCUCCACCAUUCUCACCCCAAUCUCCCAUCCUCAUUCCCAAAAACCCUACUCUCAGCUCCUAAUAUUCAUCCAUAGAUCCACCCUAAGUGACCUUCAAAACCCCAUUCUCGCCCAUUUAGUGACCCUGCCCCAAACUUUCUCAAUACUACCCUAUUACUUCCUAUGCUUAGUCUGGGCCCAGGCCCUGUGCCCCUGAAGACAUGGAGUUUGUGUCUGGAUACCGCGAUGAGUUCCUUGAUUUCGCUGCUCUCCUCUUUGGCUGGUUCCGCAAGUUUGUGGCAGAACGGGGGGCUGUAGGGGCCAGCCUUGAGGGCCGCUGGCGACAGCUGGAGGCUCAAAUCAGAAGGCUGCCCCAGGACCCCGCCCUUUGGGUGCUCCAUGUCUUGCCCAACCGUAGUGUGGGCAUCAGCCUGGGGCAAGGGGCAGAGCCAGGCCUUGGACCAGGCCUGGGGGCUGCCCGGCUCCUGGGAGAUGAGCUUCCACUCCACCUUCAAGACCUGAGCCCCUAUGUCAGCUUUGUCAGCCUAGAGGAUGGGGAGGAAGGGGAAGAGGAGGGGGAAGAAGAUGAAGUACGAGAGAAUGGAGAGGAGGAGGGUGCAGGCACAGAGAAGGUGGAACCACAGGAGGAUGGGGAACCGGCCACUACCAGUAGGGAAUCCCCUCAGGAAGCCAAGCCUCCAGGGGAGCCAGAGGAGGCUGAACAGGAGGCAUGUGGUGAGGAUGGCUGCCGAGAUUACAAAGUGGAGGAUGAAAUGGGACCUGAGAAGAGAAAGGAACGCAGGAGUGAGACUGCCCCUCUGCACCUUUCCUGCCUCUUACUGGUGACGGAUGAGCAUGGCACCAUCUUGGGCAUUGAUCUGCUAGUGGAUGGAGUCCAAGGGAAUGCAGGCAGGGGUUCAGGAACUGAGAACCUAGCUCCUCGGGCCUAUGUUCUUCUCUGCCACAGCAUGGCCUGCCCCAUGGGCUCUGGGGACCCCCGAAAGCCCCGACAGCUUACAGUGGGAGAUGCUCAGCUGCAUAGAGAACUGGAGAACCUGGUCCCAAGGCUGGGUGUGAAGUUAGCAAAGACCCCAAUGCGGACAUGGGGUCCUCGGCCAGGCUUCACCUUUGCCUCCCUUCGGGCUCGAACCUGCCAUGUUUGUCACAGGCACAGCUUUGAAGUGAAGUUGUCACCCUGUCCCCAGUGCAGUGCCGUAUUGUACUGUGGAGAGAUUUGUCUCCGGGCUGAUUGGCGGCGAUGUCCAGAUGAUGUGAGCCACCGAUUUUGGUGCCCAAGGCUUGCAGCUUUCAUGGAGCGGGCAGGGGAACUGGCAACUCUGCCUUUCACCUACACUGCAGAGGUGACCAGCGAAACCUUUAACAGGGAAGCCUUCCUGGCCUCCAGGGGACUCACUCGUGGCUACUGGACUCACCUCAGCAUGCUGAUUCCAGGACCUGGCACCCCUAGGCACCCCCGGGGCAGCACACCAUCCCUUGGCCUUCUUCUCAGUGGAGAUCCCUACCAGCUUCUCCAGGGGGAUGGUCCUGCCCUGAUGCCUCCAGUGCCCUCAGAUCCACCCAAGGCCCUCUUUGGCUCGUGGCAGGAUUACUACACAUGGCGGGGCCUCAGCCUCGACUCCCCCAUGGCUGUGCUUCUCACCUACCCGCUGACCGUGUACUAUGUCAUCACCCACCUAGUGCCCCAGUCCUUCCCUGAGCUCAAUAUACAGAACAAGCAGUCGCUGAAGAUCCAUGUGGUAGAGGCAGGGAAAGAGUUUGACCUUGUAAUGGUGUUUUGGGAGCUUUUGGUCUUACUUCCCCAUGUGGCCCUGGAGCUGCAGUUUGUGGGUGAUGCCUUGCCACCUGAGAAUGACCAGCAACAUUUUACCCUGCAAAGGGAUGGCCCUGAGGUAUCUGUCCGUCCUAAUUCUGGAGUAUCAGCACGGCUCAACUCUGGGACUAAAGAGAAAGGGGGUCGCAGGGACCUGCAGAUCAAGGUGUCAGCCAGACCCUAUCAUCUACUCCAGGGGCCCAAGCCUGACCUUGUUAUUGGAUUUAAUUCCGGCUUUGGUCUCAAGGACACGUGGCUGAGCUCUCUGCCCAGGUUACAGUCUCUCCGAGUGCCUGCUUUCUUCACUGAGAGCAGCGAGUAUGCCUGUGUGAUGGACGACCAGACCAUGGCAGUGGCCACGGGAGGGGGCACCAGUCCUCCACAGCCCAACCCCUUCCGCUCCCCCUUUCGCCUCAGAGCCGCCGACAACUGCAUGCCUUGGUACUGCAACGCCUUCAUCUUCCACCUGAUCUACAAACCCGCUUGGCGCCCGACCCCGCGCCCCCAGCCCCCAGCCCCAACUCCCGUAGCUCCUCCUGCCCCCGCCCAUAGGCGUCGAAGAGAAAAGAAGGCUGGACGCGGAGUCCGCCGGCGGAGAUGAGUGCAAAGAUGGUAGCAGUCAACUCCCCCCUUCCCAAACACACAUCCUAGAAGAAAACAAAAAUACAAAGGGGAGGAUUGGUUGGCCGAACCUGAAAAGGUAAAUAAAAUUACUUGUUUGAAA
Molecule: messenger RNA, 3091 nt
Organism: Marmota monax (woodchuck)
Lineage: Eukaryota; Metazoa; Chordata; Mammalia; Rodentia; Sciuridae
Gene: Zmynd15
Product: zinc finger MYND-type containing 15
Exons: 13
Coding region: 758-2968 (736 amino acids)
Biological process (GO): negative regulation of DNA-templated transcription; spermatid development
Molecular function (GO): histone deacetylase binding
Source: RefSeq, a predicted model, not a curated record